CUUUUACACACGAUAAGAUGUCUGGGUGUCCCAGAGGUCUUCCAGGUGGAGCUGCAGCGUGAGAAACCCUCCAAUCAGAGCAGUCAAGUACGACCCAUCAGAGACCAGACCCUGCUGAACCUGAACCUGAACCUGAACCCAGCUGUGUGUCCAUGAAGAGUAACCGGUCCAUGGAGCCACCGCUACUUUAAUAAAAGACCUGUAAGGGAGAGGAGAAUAGAAAUGGAGGAGAGGCUACCUGAAAUGGAGGAGAGAGGAUUGAUGGAGAGACUUGAAUGGCAGAAGGAGAGAAUUGCAAUGGAAAGGGAAAUUGAAAUGUUAAGAAGAAGAUUGAGGACCCAGCAGAGACCAGAGUCUCCUGAACCUGGACCUGAACCUGGACUUGAACCUGAACCUGAACCUGAACCCAGCUGUAUGUCCUUUGAGAGCGACUGGUCAAAUGAUGGACGCUAUAUUAACUUUAAAGGUCAACAACUUUCUGCUGAAAAGAGGAUCCAUCACAGACCAGACUCUGCUGAACCUGAACCCAGCUGUGUGUCCUUCAAGAGUGACCAGUCACAUGAUCGCUUUAUUGACUUUAAAGGUCAACAACCCUCUGCUGAAAAGAGAGUGGACCAGGAGAGCUCAGAGGUUCCCAGUGGUCAGUCUGCCCAGCAGCAUCAAACACACCUGGACUCCAUAUUUAUGCUGCUGGAGGAGAACAUCGUCACUUUUGUGAAGAUCGAGCUGAAGAAGAUCCAGAAGGUUCUGAAUCCAGAUUACCCAGAAUGCUCAGAGAGUCAGAGGGAGGAUGAGGAUGAAGAGCAGAGGAGCAGCAGAGAGGCAUUUCUGAAGAUCACACUGCACUAUCUGAGGAGAAUGAAGCAGGACGAGCUGGCUGACCGUCUGCAGAGCAGAAGUUCUGCUGGAGUGUGUAAACGUAAACUAAAGACUAACCUAAACAAGAAGUUCCAGUGUGUGUUUGAGGGGAUUGCUAAAGCAGGAAACCAAACCCGUCUGAAUCAGAUGUUCACAGAGAUCUACAUCAUGGAGGGAGGGACUGCAGAGGUCAAUGAUGAACAUGAGGUCAGACAGAUUGAAACAGCUUCCAGAAAACCAAUCAGACCAGAAACAACAAUCAGAAGAAAAGACAUCUUUAAAGCCACACCUGGAAGAGAUGAACCAGUCAGAACAGUGAUGACUAAGGGAGUGGCUGGCAUCGGGAAAACAGUCUUAACACAGAAGUUCACUCUGGACUGGGCUGAAGGCAAAGCCAACCAGGACAUCCAGUUCAUAUUUCCUUUCACUUUCAGAGAGCUGAAUGUGCUGAAAGAGAAAAAGUACAGCUUGGUGGAACUUGUUGAUCACUUCUUCAGUGAAACCAAAGAAGUAGGAAUCUGCAGGUUUGAAGAGUUCCAGGUUGUGUUCAUCUUUGACGGUCUGGAUGAGUGUCGACUUCCUCUGGACUUCCACAACGCUGAGGUCCUGACUGAUGUUACAGAGUCCACUUCAGUGGGUGUGCUGCUGACAAACCUCAUCAGAGGGAAUCUGCUUCCCUCUGCUCGCCUCUGGAUAACCACACGACCUGCAGCAGCCAAUCAGAUCCCUGCUGAGUGUGUUGACAUGGUGACAGAGGUCAGAGGGUUCACUGACCAACAGAAGGAGGAGUACUUCAGGAAGAGAUACAGAGACAAGAAGCAGGAAAGCAGAAUCAUCUCCCACAUCAAGACAUCACGAAGCCUCCACAUCAUGUGCCACAUCCCAGUCUUCUGCUGGAUCACUGCUACAGUUCUGGAGGACGUGUUGAAGACCAGAGAGGGAGGAGAGCUGCCCAAGACCCUUACUGAGAUGUACAUCCACUUCCUGGUGGUUCAGUCCAAACUGAAGAACAUCAAAUAUGGUGGAGGAGCUGGGACCGAUUCAAACUGGAAUGAAGAGACAAAGAAGAUGAUUUGGUCUCUGGGAAAACUGGCUUUUGAGCAGCUGCAGAAAGGCAACCUGAUCUUCUAUGAAUCAGACCUGACGGAGUGUGGCAUCGAUAUCAGAUCAGCCUCAGUGUACUCAGGAGUGUUCACACAGAUCUUUAAAGAGGAGAGUGGACUGUACCAGGACAAGGUGUUCUGCUUCAUCCAUCUGAGUGUUCAGGAGUUUCUGGCUGCUCUUCAUGUCCAUCUGACAUUUAUCAACUCUGGAGUCAACCUGCUGUCAGAAGAACAAACAACAUCGUCUGAAACAUGGCCUGAAGUGUUCAGAGACAAAUCAACAUGUUUCUACCAGAGUGCUGUGGACAAGGCCUUACAGAGUCCAAAUGGACACCUGGACUUGUUCCUCCGCUUCCUCCUGGGUCUUUCUCUGCAGACCAAUCAGAAUCUCCUACGAGGCCUGAUGACACAGACAGGAAGUAGCUCAGAGACCAAUCAGGAGACAGUUGAGUACAUCAAGACAAAGAUCAGUGAGAAUCUGUCUGCAGAGAGAAGCAUCAAUCUGUUCCACUGUCUGAAUGAACUGGAUGAUCGUUCUCUAGUGGAGGAGAUCCAGCAGUCCCUGAGUUCAGGAAGUCUCUCCACAGAUGAACUGUCUCCUGCUCAGUGGUCAGCUCUGGUCUUCAUCUUACUGUCAUCAGAAAACAAUCUGGACGUGUUUGACCUUAAGAAAUACUCCGCUUCAGAUGAGGCUCUUCUGAGUCUGAUGCCAGUGAUCAAAGCCUCCAACAAAGCUCUACUGAGUGGCUGUAACCUGUCAGAGAGAAGCUGUGAAGCUCUGUCCUCAGUUCUCAGCUCCCAGUCCUCUAGUCUGAGAGAGCUGGACCUGAGUAACAAUGACCUGCAGGAUUCAGGAGUGAAGCUGAUCUCUGUUGGACUGAAGAGUCCACACUGCACACUGGAGACUCUCAGACUGAGUGGCUGUAACCUGUCAGAGAGAAGCUUUGAAGCUCUGUCCUCAGUUCUCAGCUCCCAGUCCUCUAGUCUGAGAGAGCUGGACUUGAGCAACAACGACCUGCAGGAUUCAGGAGGGAAGCUGAUCUCUGUUGGACUGAAGAGUCCACACUGCACACUGGAGACUCUCGGACUGAGUGGCUGUAACCUGUCAGAGAGAAGCUGUGAAGCUCUGUCCUCAGUUCUCAGCUCCCAGUCCUCUAGUCUGAGAGAGCUGGACCUGAGCAACAACAACCUGCAGGAUUCAGGAGUGAAGCUGAUCUCUGUUGGACUGAAGAGUCCACACUGCACACUGGAGACUCUCAGACUGAGUGGCUGUAACCUGUCAGAGAGAAGCUGUGAAGCUCUGUCCUCAGUUCUCAGCUCCCAGUCCUCUAGUCUGAGAGAGCUGGACCUGAGCAACAACAACCUGCAGGAUUCAGGAGUGAAGCUGAUCUCUGUUGGACUGAAGAGUCCACACUGCACACUGGAGACUCUCAGACUGAGUGGCUGUAACCUGUCAGAGAGAAGCUGUGAAGCUCUGUCCUCAGUUCUCAGCUCCCAGUCCUCUAGUCUGAGAGAGCUGGACCUGAGUAACAACAAUCUGCAGGAUUCAGGAGGGAAGUUGAUCUCUGAUGGACUGAAGAGUCCACACUGCACACUGGAGACUCUCAGGUUGAGGGGGGCUGUUGAUGGUGAUGGAGGGUUGUGGUUGGUGUUGGCAGGCUCUCAGACUGUGGAGCUGCUCCUGGAGGCUGAGGAUGGUUUGCUCUCUCAGUGUUUUGGAUGCGGGGAGGAGGGUCAUUUGGUCCGUUCCUGCGCCGGCCGGCCCCCGAGCCUGCGGGGCCGGGCGGUUCGGAUGAGCCGGCUCCCAGUCCGGGGGGUUCAGAGCCUCCGGGGAGCUCAGACUCAGAUGUUGCGCCACCUGCAGCUGACUCAGACUCGGCAGGAGACUCCCAGUGAUGUGGAGAAUGAGAGUGAGUGGAGGAAGCAGUGGCCUGGGGGGGUUAUUCUCAGCCAUAAGGCCUCCAACAGUGGGGGGGUCGGGGUGCUCUUCUCUAAGGGCUUUCGUCCCAGCUCCUUUAGUGUGGAGGACAUCAUGUGUGGCCACAUUAUAAAAAUUAAGGUUCAGUAUGAAAAUCUGGACACAAACACAGUGAACAGAAACCUCAAACUGUCUGACAACAACAGGAAGGUGACAUUAGUGGAGGAGGAUCAGUCAUAUCCUGAUCAUCCAGAGAGGUUUGACUGUCCUCAGCUGCUGUGUAGAGAUGGUCUGACUGGUCGCUGUUACUGGGAGGUUGAGAGGAGAGGAAAGGUUUAUAUAUCAGUGAGUUACAGAGGAAUCAGGAGGAGAGGAUUCAGUAAUGACUGUGUGUUUGGAUGGAAUGAUCAGUCCUGGAGUCUGAUCUGCUCUGAUAGUUGUUACUCUGUCAGGCACAAUAACAGAGAAACAUCCAUCUCCUCCUCCUCUGUCUCUAACAGAGUAGCAGUGUAUGUGGACUGUCCUGCUGGCUCUCUGUCCUUCUACUCAGUCUCCUCUGACUCACUGAUCCUCCUCCACACCUUCAACACCACAUUCACUCAGCCUCUCUAUCCUGGGUUUGGGGUCUGGUUCAUGUCUCCUGGUUCCUCAGUGUCUCUAUGUCUGGGUGUCCCAGAGGUCUUCCAGGUGGAUCUGCAGCGUGAGAAACCCUCCAAUCAGAGCAUCAAGGAACAAGCCAUGCCCUAA
Sander lucioperca (pikeperch) is the source of this 4626-nucleotide messenger RNA. RefSeq names its product NACHT, LRR and PYD domains-containing protein 3-like. NCBI's taxonomy places the organism in Eukaryota, Metazoa, Chordata, Actinopteri, Perciformes, Percidae. Bases 223 to 4626 code for a protein of 1467 amino acids. Gene Ontology annotation, molecular function: zinc ion binding; protein binding; nucleic acid binding. The transcript is spliced from 18 exons. The record is from RefSeq and is a predicted model, not a curated record.